This is a messenger RNA of Carlito syrichta (Philippine tarsier), 2020 nucleotides long. It is a transcript of the gene VSNL1, whose product is annotated as visinin like 1. Bases 413 to 988 code for a protein of 191 amino acids. NCBI's taxonomy places the organism in Eukaryota, Metazoa, Chordata, Mammalia, Primates, Tarsiidae. Gene Ontology annotation, molecular function: calcium ion binding. The transcript is spliced from 4 exons. The record is from RefSeq and is a predicted model, not a curated record.
CCCGCGGAAACUCCGAGCCCUUCCGACUGAGCAUGCGCCAUUGCCAGGCAGCUUUUGGUCACAGGCUCCGGAGCCUCUCCUUAGCUGGGGCUGCAGAGCUAGGGGAGGAGGGAGGAGAGGAGUGGCGGAGGCUCGCGCGCCUGCGCAUCCCGCUCCAGGGACCCUAGGUUUUCUAUGGGAUUCCCAAUCUGCAGCAGAGAUUUACCCGAGCGUGUUGCGGCGGGGACUGGGCUUGCAAGGCGCGAUCCAGGAGGGAUUUAAGCAGCCCAGAGCUCCAGAGAAAAAGAGCGAGAGAGAAUCACACAGAGAGACGCCUUAACCGUUUACUCGAAUUAAAUACACAUUACAAAAGAAAGAACUCUUGAGUUUUACAUUGUCAUUAAGUGACCGUGCGCAGCGCUAUAACUGCAAAAUGGGGAAACAGAAUAGCAAACUGGCCCCCGAAGUGAUGGAGGACCUGGUGAAGAGCACAGAGUUUAACGAGCAUGAACUCAAGCAGUGGUACAAAGGAUUUCUCAAGGACUGUCCAAGUGGAAGGCUGAAUCUAGAGGAAUUUCAGCAGCUCUAUGUGAAGUUCUUCCCUUACGGAGACGCCUCCAAGUUUGCCCAGCACGCCUUCCGAACCUUCGACAAGAACGGGGACGGCACCAUCGACUUUCGAGAGUUUAUCUGCGCUCUGUCCAUCACCUCCAGGGGCAGCUUCGAGCAGAAACUGAACUGGGCCUUCAACAUGUACGACCUGGACGGCGACGGCAAGAUCACCCGAGUGGAGAUGCUGGAGAUUAUCGAGGCUAUCUACAAAAUGGUAGGCACUGUGAUCAUGAUGAAAAUGAACGAGGAUGGCCUCACGCCCGAGCAGCGAGUAGACAAGAUUUUCAGCAAGAUGGAUAAGAACAAAGACGACCAGAUUACACUGGAUGAAUUCAAAGAAGCUGCAAAGAGCGACCCCUCCAUUGUAUUACUUCUGCAGUGCGACAUUCAGAAAUGAGCUGAUGUCAAUGCUAUGGACUGCACAAAAGUCUCAAUGUUCCAUUCAGUCUGCAGCUACACACACACACACACACACACACAAAUAUUGCUUGGACUACCUAUAAAUGGACUUGCUUCUUGUGUUUGAAACACUUGUGUGCAUGAGAAUGUCAUUUGCUAAUGAAUUUUAAAAGCAUAUAUUAUAAAACAAAACAACCUGCCACAAUGUGACAUGUGUAAUAUCAUUUCAUAAAAAACCCUCCUCCUCCAAAGCCUGGGCAGAAAUGUGCUGCAAAGAGUUAUAUGAUUUACUGUUCAUGUUUUGCUAAUGCUUGUGUCUCCUUGAUUACAUAAUGUUGGUAGCACUGAGACCCCCCACGGUAAUGUAACUUAAUUAUAAGCUGUGUCACCACCCUCCUGUAAAAUAGUACUGGACAGACACAUAGAGAGGCCCUUGGCUCCUGUAACUGGUCCACAUACAAGAGCUUGUAUUAUCAGUGAAUAUAAAUGUACUAUAUUUGCAUGCCUUUUGGGUUUGCCUUAAUUCGUACCUCAUUUGCAUCCUAUCAAUCUGGAAAGAGCUGUUUUGGAUGAAUGCAGUAUAAAACUUAAGAACCCUGCUAAAUGACUCAUUAAUUAAGUAUAUUUAUCUGUCUAUAUAUAUACAUAUACACAAAGAUAUUAUUUAUUGAAAGUAUAAAAAAAUGGAAGUAUAUUGGUUUCUGCUUGAAUUUUCAAAGGCUUCCAAAGUAGUGGCAAUAAAUGUCCCAAAUAAAUUUAUAACAUUUGAUUUCCCCCUAAUUCUUAUUGCAUAACUUUAAAAUUGAAGCAGAUGUUUAUAAUAAUCAAGGUUCCACUAGCAACAAUUUACUAAGUUUACUCUUAACCACACAAUUUUGGAAUUUGAAGAACUAAUGACAAUAAAAAGGAAAAGGGCAACUUUUCAUCCAGAGGGACAAUUAAUAUGGCAUGUAAAGUUUAUAUAAAUCAGAAUAUCUGUUCAUUAUGAAAAAAUGUUCAUUAUAUGACAAUAAAUUUUAUCUCAGUGUGA